Messenger RNA from Diorhabda carinulata, 2337 nucleotides. It is a transcript of the gene Mdh1, whose product is annotated as malate dehydrogenase, cytoplasmic. Lineage: Eukaryota; Metazoa; Arthropoda; Insecta; Coleoptera; Chrysomelidae. The transcript is spliced from 6 exons. Gene Ontology annotation, biological process: malate metabolic process; oxaloacetate metabolic process; tricarboxylic acid cycle. Gene Ontology annotation, cellular component: cytosol; mitochondrion. Gene Ontology annotation, molecular function: L-malate dehydrogenase (NAD+) activity. The record is from RefSeq and is a predicted model, not a curated record. The coding region runs from base 192 to 1193 and encodes 333 amino acids.
CGCACAUCGAAAUGUCAAGUGGGUGUUGACUUUAUGUCAACAGUGGAAUGAUUUUUAAAGGUCAAAGGACGUCCUAAUCGACUUUUUUCUUUAAUUCCUUAUCACUUGCUAUUGAAUAGUGUUAGUGAUUUUCUCUUUGAAGCUGAAAUUAAUUUAGUCCAACUUUCCUGUUAUUCAAUUUAUUAUUAACAAUGAUUAAUGAACCAAUUAAUGUCGUUGUCACUGGGGCAGCCGGCCAAAUUGCGUACUCCCUACUCUAUAUGGUAGCAAAGGGAGACGUUUUCGGGCCCUCUCAACCGAUAAUUUUACGUCUUUUGGAUAUACCACCCAUGAUGGGUGUUUUGGAAGGAGUCGUCAUGGAACUCGCCGAUUGCGCUCUUCCUCUUCUUAAAGAAGUUAUCCCGACUGCCGAUCCUAUCGUCGCUUUCAAAGACGUUUCGGCGGCUUUCCUCGUCGGUGCUAUGCCGAGAAAACAAGGUAUGGAACGUAAAGAUUUACUUUCAGCCAACGUAAAAAUAUUCAAAGUACAAGGUGAAGCUUUGGAUAAAUAUGCCAAAAAAGAUGUAAAAGUAUUAGUAGUCGGUAAUCCGGCUAAUACGAACGCUCUAAUUUGCUCAAAGUACGCUCCCUCCAUUCCAAAAGAAAACUUUACCGCAAUGACUAGGUUAGAUCAGAACAGAGCUCAAGCUCAGAUCGCCGCUAAAGUUAAUGUUCCAAUCGCGAACGUAAGUAACGUGAUUAUUUGGGGAAAUCAUUCAUCCACACAAUUCCCCGAUGCUUCUCACGCUACAGUAAUUGUAGAUGGUAAGCCCCAGCCAGCUAUAGAAGCUGUUAAAGAUGGCGAUUGGCUGAGAAACGUUUUCGUUUCUACCGUACAAAAAAGAGGUGCCGCAGUUAUCGCAGCUAGGAAAAUGUCUUCUGCAAUGUCGGCGGCUAAAGCGGCGGCAGAUCACAUGCGCGAUUGGUUCCAAGGUACACCCCCCAAUCAAUUUGUUUCCAUGGGUGUAGUUAGUGACGGUAGUUACGGAGCACCAAAGGGUGUUGUCUUUUCGUUCCCGGUUACCAUCAAGAAUGGUAAAUGGGAAAUUGUACAAGGUCUACAAAACGACGAUUUCGCCAAAGAAAUGUUGAAAAUAACAGGAAAAGAAUUGGAAGAAGAAAAAGUCGAAGCGAUUUCCAUCAUUGAAGCAUGACUAGCUAAUAAGCUUUGAAAUAUUGAACAUGAAAAAAUAUAUACGGAGUAUCAAAAUAGUGUAAAAAGUACGUUUUUAUUUUUUAGGAGUUUGAUAAAAUACCAAAAACAGUUUGUUCCAAUAUUAGACGAAAAUUAUAAAAAAUAUUGAUGAAAUUUCUAUAUUACAGAGUAUAUUCGCAAAGUAAUGCAUCAAAGUUUCAUUUAUUAAUCAGAAUGGUAGAAUACAAACUUUCUAUAUCAGUACAGUUCCACAAUCGUGAUUUCUAUGCAAUAAAAAAUUCCUGAAAGAUUUCAACGAGGUUGUAGCGGCUCUAAAGUUGUUCAUUCAGUGAUUCACUGAGUAAGACAAAAGACCGAAUGAACGAGUUCGUUGUCAUGGCGGAGUUUACAAAAAUCCAAACGCGUUUUAAUCUUUGCGAAUCGACUUUUUACCUGUCCCAACUGGGAUUUCGAAAGACAGUUAUCUUCAAAUGUCUUUUGAAGUAUUAUGAAAGUUAGCAUUGACAUUUUCUUGCUGAACUUGAUCAGGUAUCGAGGCUUCAACCCGAUUUCGAACCACGGUUUGAUAGAAACUAGCGCUAAUGCAAAUACCAUGUCGAAGAAGGAGCUCAGAGGUCAAUGCAGUGCUGCCUCUACCCAACUACACACGUUGCAACAUAUUAGGAAAAAAAUUUGAUGCAACAUUUUCGGGAUAUACCCUGUAUGCGAUACAUAUUCAUAAUGGUCUGUGAUUCUCAGUGUACUAAAUGAAGCAGCUGGAGUAAUUUUCGUACUUUUUCCACAUUUUUCGUUAAUUUCAUUAAUUUUUUUUCUUUUCUAAAAUUUCGAAAAAUAUUAUCAAACUCUAUAUUAGCUCGAUGUAUUUCAUUUCCAACAAUUUAUACUCUGAUAUAUAAUUAAAAAAAAAGUAGGAAAAAAUAGUAGCAGAAUUGCAUUUAUUUUAUUUUUUCAUUUUUAAUAUUUUGAAGCUUGCGUUUCUACCACAUUUCGAUUAAUUUCACACAGAAGAAGAAUAAAAAAAAUUGUUAAUGUAAAUAUUUAUGUUUAUACAGCAUUUUAUUAAUUAGCGAUAUUGGAUGUUUAUAUUCCUUACAGGUUCACAGGUAUUUUGGUUCCAAUUAAAAAUAAAAUUAUUUUUGCAA